Messenger RNA from Engraulis encrasicolus (European anchovy), 2817 nucleotides. RefSeq names its product mbt domain containing 1 (gene mbtd1). Gene Ontology annotation, biological process: negative regulation of DNA-templated transcription. Gene Ontology annotation, molecular function: zinc ion binding; chromatin binding. The coding region runs from base 133 to 2361 and encodes 742 amino acids. The transcript has 17 exons. The record is from RefSeq and is a predicted model, not a curated record. Lineage: Eukaryota; Metazoa; Chordata; Actinopteri; Clupeiformes; Engraulidae. Gene Ontology annotation, cellular component: nucleus.
AAUAUGAUAAUUUUGUUGAUAUGCUCUGGAGUUUCUCCUUUCGGGUUUUAGUUAAAUUUGCUAAUUGUAUCCAAUUUUCCUGACUUCUGGCUACACGUUAAGAUUACUUAGAGUGUUCUGCAUGAAGGGCUGAUGGAAAACGCUAGGGAUCUGGCGGAGCAUGGCGCCCGUUCGGAGCGUAAGCGUCGGGACUCGUUCGGGAUGUUUGACGGCUACGACAGCUGCAGCGAGGACUCCAGCAGCAGCUCCAGCUCCGAGGAGAGCGAUGAGGAGGUGCCCGCCCUGCCCGCCAACCUGCCCAUCAUCAAGACCAAUGGCCAGGUCUACACCUACCCCGAUGGCAAGGCCGGCAUGGCUACGUGUGAGAUGUGUGGAAUGGUGGGGGUGCGGGACGCCUUCUACUCCAAAACCAAGCGCUUCUGCAGCGUCUCCUGCUCCAGAAGCUACUCCUCCAACUCAAAGAAGGCCAGCAUACUGGCCCGCCUUCAGGGUAAACCCCCGACAAAGAAGGCAAAGGUAUUACAGAAGCAACCUCUCAUGGCCAAGUUAGCUGCAUACGCGCAGUACCAAGCUAACCAGCAGAACCAGGUCAAGAAAGCAGAUGUUCCAGUGGAGGGUUUUGACUGGGGCCGAUACAUUGGCACUGGGGAGAUGUCCGGAGCUCCCGUGAGCUGCUUUAAACAUGUUCCCAUGGGGACGUCUUGGGGUGACAUCACUGAAGGAGUGCGCGUGGAGGUGGCCAAUGCAGACAGCAACCUGCCCACGAAGGUCUACUGGAUAGCCAGCAUCAUUAAGCUUGCAGGCUUCAAAGCCCUGCUGCGAUACGAGGGCUUCGAUGGGGACGCGGCACAGGACUUCUGGCGGAACCUGUGCGUGCCCGACAUCCACCCUGUGGGCUGGUGCGCCUCCAUGAGUAAACCACUAGUGCCACCUGAGGCCAUACAGCACAAGGUCGCCAACUGGAAGGCCUUCCUGGUGAAGCGUCUGACUGGAGCAAAGACACUCCCCCCGGAUUUCACGAGCAAGGUGCAAGAGAGCAUGCAGUUCCCCUUUAAGAAGCUGAUGCGAGUGGAGGUGGUGGACAAGACGCACCUGUGUCGGACGCGCGUGGCGCUGGUGGAGCAGGUGAUUGGCGGCCGGCUGCGGCUGGUCUACGAGGAGAGUGAGGACGGCUCGGACGACUUCUGGUGCCACAUGUUCAGCCCCCUCAUCCACUCCAUCGGCUGGUCGCGGAGCAUCGGCCACCGCUUCAAGCGAUCAGAUGUGUCAAAGAGGUUGGAAGGACAGACUUCCGUAGACGCCCCAGGGCAGCUAUUUGUAAAGGUGAGGGAUGUGGACCAGAGCGGGGAUUGGUUCAAAGAGGGCAUGAAGCUGGAGGCCAUUGAUCCUCUCAACCUCUCCGCCAUUUGUGUCGCCACUGUACGCAAGGUGCUGGCAGACGGAUACCUCAUGAUCGGGAUCGACGGCUCGGAGGCGGCAGACGGCUCUGAUUGGUUCUGCUACCACUCCACCUCGCCGUCUAUAUUCCCCGCCGGCUUCUGUGAGAUCAACUCAAUCGAGCUCACCCCUCCCCGAGGGUACACAAAACUCCCUUUCAAAUGGUUUGACUACCUCAGGGAAAUGGGAUCUGUGGCAGCCCCUGUCAAGCUCUUUAACAAGGAGGUUCCAAACCACGGCUUCCGCAACGGCAUGAAGCUGGAGGCGGUAGACCUGAUGGAGCCGCGACUGGUGUGCGUAGCCACGGUGACGCGGAUCGUCCACCGGCUGCUGAGGAUCCACUUUGACGGCUGGGAGGACGAGUACGACCAGUGGGUGGACUGCGAGUCCCCAGACCUCUACCCCGUGGGCUGGUGCCAGCUCACCGGCUACCAGCUGCAACCGCCGGCCGCUCAGGCCUCAAGAGAGCGUCCACCGAGUGUGACCAAACAAAAGAAGAAAUCCCAGCAGUACAAAGGCCAGAAAAAAAAGCGUAAGAUUCCCAUUGGUAGGCGGCCAGUGAGUCUGACGGGCAUCGCCCUGAGCGGGGUCCCCCAGCUGCACAGCCUCUCGGGGGACGAGAACAUGACCCCCCCGGAGUACCCCUCCCCCCCGACACCGCCCACCACCUCCGAGGCCAUGCACCACACUGUGUCCGCCAGCCAGGAGCUCAACCCUGCCCGCAAAGCAGGGGUGGCGCUGCAGGUGAAGGAGGAGGUGGUGGAGCCUGACGAGUUCACCUUCCCACAGGCUGCUACUGAGCGCCAGCCGAGCCAGAGCCCCGCGCCCGCGCUGCCGCCCGCACCACCACAGCCACCGCCAGCACUCACUACCCAGUCCGUACCCGCGCCCGCGCCAGGCCUCUACAUCAAACAGGAGCCCUGACGGAGGACGACGAGGAGGAAGAGAGAGGGAGAGAGAGAAUUCAAUCACACACACACACACACACACACACACACACACACACACACACACACACACACACACACACACACACACACACACACACACACACACACACACACACACACACAGGCUCGCACUGCUCAUGGCUCAGCAGCAGCCCCCUGGGGACCCCUGCAGGAGAACUGAGUGAGUGAGCAAGCGAGUGGUGUGUGUGUGUGUGUGUGUGGGCGUGGGCGGGGGUCUAGUCUGCUCCUCUUGUGCUCCAUAUUAGCAGCCACUCGCUCACUCCACCCCACUCUUCUCCUCUACUCUCAUCUCAUCUCAUGGCAGUUGUGUUGGGAGACGGGAGUGGACUCGUGUUCUGGUUCAGUCAUCCAGAGCUCGGCACCUUUGGGGGUUCAGGAGACACUGAUGAGGGGGGUGGGGAUGGGGAUG